Messenger RNA from Eruca vesicaria subsp. sativa (arugula), 514 nucleotides. The record is from the annotation of a GenBank genome assembly. NCBI's taxonomy places the organism in Eukaryota, Viridiplantae, Streptophyta, Magnoliopsida, Brassicales, Brassicaceae.
GAAAGAAAGAAAACAAAAAUGAUUUCAUUGUUUUUUCCACAGUCUCCUUUGUGCACAGCAGCCAUAGUAUUCUACACAUAUGUGUGCAUUCCUUUUGGGAUGUUGAAGAAGCAAUGUGGAGAUGCUAGACCCCAUGAUGAUGAUGAUGACGGUUACAACCUAACAAGUGUGAUGUUUGGGGAUAAGGAAAAGAAGGAGAAGGAGGAAGAGACAUGCUGCUCAAUAUGCCUUGUGGAUUAUGAAGCUGAGGAUGAGGUGACACAUCUACCGAGAUGCAAUCAUCUGUUCCAUGUACAUUGCAUUGAACCUUGGCUUCUCCGUGGAAGUCUUACUUGCCCUCUUUGUAGAGCUUUUGUAUUCACUCCUACUCCUACUCCUCCUAGCCACAACAAUGUCAUUAAUGUCCACUCCUCUUCCACAUUACAUCUCUCUCUCGUUUCUCUUUUCUUCUUGUUGUUUCUCCAUCAUCUGAUUGAAUACUUGUUGUAGCUUUUAUUCGUUGUUAGCACACCCA